ACCUGGCCUUCGGAGUCAUGGACACCUUCAGAUAUCUCUCGCUCAUCCUUUUAGCCGCAAUAUGCCAAGUAAAAGGGGAUUUAAGUGAACUGGAGGAAUGCUUUGAAGACCCUGAGUAUGAAGAGUUAUUUAAUAUUGCCAAGUAUGGCCUCCCCAGGAGCAAGACGGUUCGCCAUAAGAAAAGCAUUAUUAUCGUCGGCGCAGGAAUGGCCGGGCUGAGCGCGGCGAAAGCGUUGCAGGACGCCGGUCACACGGUGACGGUGUUGGAGGCCAGUAACCGCAUCGGAGGUCGGGUGGAGACAUACAGAGAUCCAGAAGGAUGGUACGCCGAACUGGGACCCAUGCGUCUGCCCACCCCACACAGGAUCGUGCGGGAAUACAUUCAGCAACUUGGACUAAAACUCAAUCCCUUUAUUACGUCGGACGUGGACAACCUGUAUUUGUUUAACAACAUAAGGAGGACCCAGAAGCAAGUCAUGGACAGGCCGAACGAGUUUCAGUUUGAUCUCACGCCCGCAGAAGAACAAAAAUCGGUUGCCGCGUUGUAUGCAGAAUCAGUAGAAAGGCUUCUCAAUCAGAUGAAUGGAAAAGAUUGCUCUGAAAUACUGGACAGAUUUGAUGAAACUUCCAAACAGGGAUUUCUGGUCGAAGAAGGGAGUCUAAGCAGGGGCGCAAUCCAAAUGCUGGGAAAUUACAUGAAUAUGAACGGUCAAUAUUACGUCUCAUUCAUCGAAUCGAUUAUGGGAGAAAUCAUUUUCAACAACAGCAGAUUCGAUGAAAUCACCGGCGGUUUCGAUCAGCUGCCCUUGGAGCUGUACCGCCGCCUUGGCCAAAACGUCGUUCAUCUGAACGCCACGGUGGAGAGAAUCACGCAAAGGCAGAAAACGGUCAUCGUCCAGUAUCGCAAAAACAAUUCCUCCUUCCUCACAAGUUUAGCCGCUGACUAUGUGAUCGUCACCGCCACGGCAAAAGCCGCAAGACGGAUCAAUUUCACCCCACCUCUCAGUCACAGCAAGAACGACGCUAUGAGCUUCGUCCACUACGUCAGCGCCACAAAAAUCUUACUCGUUUGCAACGAGCGAUUUUGGGAGCGGGAUGAAAUAGUCGGUGGAAGGUCCUCCACUGACCGUCCCGCGCGAUACGUCUUUUACCCAAGUCACAACUUCACCGGUGGAAAAGACGUCCUGCUGGCUUCCUAUACUUUAGCAGACGAUUCCAUGUACUUUGCGUCUCUCAGUGAUGAAGAAUGUUUCAAGGAGAUGCUUGAAGACUUGGAGGCUCUCCACAAAAUACCUAAAGAAGAAAUCAGAAAAAUGUGUCCAAGGGUCCUGGUCAAGAAAUGGAGUCUGGACCCUUAUUCCAUGGGUGGCUUUGCCUACUUCACUCCUUACCAGUUUGGUGACCUUUAUGACGCAUUAUCAAAGCCCGAGGGUAGAAUAUUUUUUGGCGGGGAACAUGCAUCCAUUCCUCAUGGCUGGAUAGACACAGCUAUAAAAAGUGGCUUGAAAGCCGCCAGGGAAAUCCACAAAGAUGCUAAUAUGAUGUUCCAUGGGUAAAUUCAGAAGGAUAUGAUGAGGUAUCUUGGGAUUCAAGUCAUUUUUAUGCAAAGUAGCCCUGCAAUUAUAACCCCCCUCUUAAGAUCACUCUAAUCAGGGCCGGGCUGGGGGUAACAAGACACUUUAAGGCCAGCGGCCACCUAAUGACGUAAGCUCAACUGUCCGCUGGAUAUGACCGGCCACACGGUAUGCUCAUGUACCGUGCAGCCAGCCAUAUCCAGCCAAUGGCCACCCAAUCUGCUGCUGGAGCGGCAGGUCGGGGGCAAAUGGAGCAAUGCAGGGCAGUGGCCCACUGGGUGUUUGCCCUUUGUGCCAGAUGGCCAACAUACCU
Molecule: messenger RNA, 1887 nt
Organism: Spea bombifrons (plains spadefoot toad)
Lineage: Eukaryota; Metazoa; Chordata; Amphibia; Anura; Pelobatidae
Gene: IL4I1
Product: interleukin 4 induced 1
Exons: 7
Coding region: 18-1556 (512 amino acids)
Biological process (GO): amino acid catabolic process
Molecular function (GO): polyamine oxidase activity; L-amino-acid oxidase activity
Source: RefSeq, a predicted model, not a curated record